GCAUUCUAAGUGAGCAACUCGAGUGUGAAUCAAAGGUCGUGGAAUCAGAAGACUAAUCGAAAAAAUGCGUGCGUUCAUUAUUUUAUCUCUGGCUGCAGCCGUGUGCGCUGACGUCGGUUACAAUUAUAAAGCCGGCGGUGGCAGUCCUGCAAUAGGGGGACACAGCGGUGGUGGUUCCAGCGGUUUGAGUGCAAACGGUGGUUCCAGCCUUGGUGGACACGGUAGCUCGAUCGGAUUAGGUGGACUUGGUGGUAUUGGCGGUAUUGGUGGCUCCAGCGGUUUGGGUAGCAUUGGCGGUUCAAACAUUGGCGGCAAUUCGGGUCGCGGCGCUGGUUCCAGUGCACCAGUUUCAGUUAGUCCAGCUGCUCCAGUCACAUACGAAAAAGAGUUCUACACUUUCAGCGCUCCCGAAAACGAAUUCAAUAACGAUAACGCCGGGCAACAAAUUGCCAGUAUUAGGAAAAAUGUGCGCGUAGUUUUCAUUAAAGCACCUGAAAAUAAGGGUCUUGAGAAUGCCGCGGUACAAUUAGCCAAGCAGGCUGCUGAGGAUAAGACUGCCAUUUAUGUGCUUACCAAACAACCUGACAUCGGCAGUUUGGCUCAACAAUUACAAAACAUCCAGUCGCAACAGAGCCAUAAGCCCGAAGUACACUUUGUCAAGUACCGUACACCUGAGGAUGCCGCCAAUGCCCAGAAGGCCAUUCAAUCGGAAUACGACCAAUUAGCGGGCAAAUCGCAGGCUCAUAACGGUGGUGUAGCGCCAGUGUUGAACUUCGCUUCGCGUGCUCCUAUUGCUCAAGGUCCCGCACCUAAAGCGCCAGCAAAUUCCUACCUGCCUUCGUCGGUUCUGCGCUUAUUCCGUGCGUAAGAGUUAGUGUGAAGAGUGUUUGUAGUUAAGCUUGGAAUAUGGAAUGUAAACUGAUUGUUUUAAUUGUUGGUGUUUAUUAUGUAUUUUUUGUUAUAUAAAAUAUUAUUUUUUUAAAUGAAAUGCAAAGCGAAGAAUUUGCUCAAAAAUUAUGUAAAA
Messenger RNA from Bactrocera dorsalis (oriental fruit fly), 1024 nucleotides. Its product is annotated as merozoite surface antigen 2, allelic form 2-like. Lineage: Eukaryota; Metazoa; Arthropoda; Insecta; Diptera; Tephritidae. The transcript has a single exon. The record is from RefSeq and is a predicted model, not a curated record. The coding region runs from base 65 to 868 and encodes 267 amino acids.